This is a messenger RNA of Xyrichtys novacula (pearly razorfish), 24365 nucleotides long. Lineage: Eukaryota; Metazoa; Chordata; Actinopteri; Labriformes; Labridae. The record is from the annotation of a GenBank genome assembly.
ACUGAUUGGAGGAGAGUUGCGGAGAGAGCUGAGAUAUAGAGCAUAUCGAGCCGAGGGGCUUUAGUACAGUUAUCAGUCAGCAACGAAUAAGGAGCAACGUGAAGCUAGUAAAGGUAUAAAGUGGACCAUUUUAACAAACUUUUGGACUAUACCGGGACACGAAAACCACUGUGAUAAAAAAUAGAAGAAGAAACGAAGUGAAGCGCCUGUGAUUUUAAGCCAAAUAUCUGCCGAGCUAACUCAGCGCGACUUUUUAUCUCAAGACUCUUCUUCAAAGCUUACCUUAAAGGACAACAUGCUGAACCUCUGCCUGGUGCUGAUUUUAUCUGCCUCCGUUUUCUCAGAGUCGGUAAGUUGUUUGACUGACUGUUUCUCACCAAAAGCUGAAUUGCAUGUUCGAAAACUAACGUGUUUCAUCUCGAGUAGUCUGGCUGCGCUCGGUCUUGUAACAUUACGGUACUUGGCAGCCGUUAACGCCGUUAAAACUGCAUUGAUUUAAGGGUGUUUUGUGCGGUUAUGUCAAGUUUGAAAGAGAUAAGUAGAGAUAAGGUAGGUGUCUGGGUACAACGGCUUUACAGUGUUGUUAGCCAGCCAGCUAGCUCUGUAGCUAAAGUCUAGAGAGAGUGUUUGGGGGCACACACACACACACACACUGAGCCUGCUGCCAUUAUCCCGUAUGGGGCCCAGAUGGGGGGUAGCUGGAAAAGUCACUUUUCCUGUCUCAGAUGGGACCAUCACAGGAACAUUUGAGCUGCUCUUGUUUGGAGGAAAGAUUCAUCUAAAUUUUUUAUUACACCCCCCUGUAACCCUGCUGAACCUUUUUAGAUGAAAAGUUAAAAGAAGAAAACCAGUUGACAUUAAGUUUUCUUAAUAUUCAGCUAAAAAUAUCAACCUCCAGGAAUAUGUGGACAUGUCUCUUGUAAUGAAUCAUUGAAAAAAAGGGUGACUGAAUGCCAAAAGGAUUUGUACUCUAAGUAGCAGCACUUCACUGGAGUUGGCCACAUGUUUCCACACUAAAAUUGCUAAAGUAAAAGAUACUUAAGAAUAAUGUCAUAUUUUUGGAUGAGAUACUACAAGUUUAACUUAUUUUGUAAAUUUGACUUUUGCUUUACUUUGUUUCUUGCAUGCUAACAAGUAACACAGUGUGUUGACAUCCAGACGUGGCUCAGGAGAAGCACUUUGGGAUGGAUUUUCUUUUGAGCAGGUAUAUGUUGCUAUCAAACCUGUCAAUAAAGUAUCUAUCAGUCAAACUGGGUUCUUCUGAUCACUUUCCACAGUCUGCAUGCCAGGCUCUGACCUCCAGGCCUUAAGAAAUCUUCAUAGGCCAGAGAGAUAGCUUGCAUGUCAGUCGUACUAAGGUGAAGAGCGGAAUGCACGCAAAGGAUACAGAACUGUCAAGCUGUUCAUGUUUUUACCAUUGAACAUGAAACCAGUUAGCUUCUUUCUAACUUGGUUGUUGAUUGUUUUGCUGUGUGACGUGAUGCAUCAGAAAAGUGGGUCCAGUAGCGAUACACUGAAAGGGGCAUGUUGCAACCUACUGUAUUAGAGGUGAUUGUACCUUUGUCACCAAUGAUCGGUGUUGCUCAUAGACUGGGAUAAGGACAGUGGUCCAUUUAAAAUGCUUAAUCAUAAGCUACAGCCCCACUGAAUUGAGCAUGUGCUGAAAAAUCAUCCAUAUGGGACUCAUGUUAUAAAUCAGCAUGAUCUUUCCAGACUUGUGUGUUUGGAUUCAUUCCCUAUCUUGUGGUAAAUCACUUACCCUUGUUUGUUUGUGUUUAUCUACCUUGGAUCUGUUCCGUCAUACUGAAUACUGUUGACACGUUUGUUCCUGCUGCCCAACCCAGGCUCUGUGUCCUCCAUUAACUAUUCAUGAAGUAUUUUUGUUAUUCAAACACCUGGGACUGUGACCUGAGUACUGCACAGGAAUAGCUCCAUGUGUGUGGCCUGUUUGUGAAGAAUCUAGCAGUGUUAUGUGUAAACAUAAAGAGAUGAAUAUUAGCAUCAUCCUAUUUGUACCCGCAACAACAGAGUGUAUUUUGUCACAUCUUUAUUUUCAGACCUUAUUAUUUAUUCUGCAAGUUAAUAACUCACACCAGAGUCACGAAUGUGGGACUCUGCUGUGGUUUAAUUUGAUUAGUGACAUUUGUGUUGCAUUCAAGUGCCGCUUGGUUGGCAGGGCUUCAUAUUUCAUUCCUGAAAAUGUUCAAACAGAACAUUGUCAGAUGUUUCUGGUGUCUAAGUUGAUCCCAGAUUUGAUUCUUCAAUGUCUGAACUCAUUUUUGUUUAUGAGAGAUACUGUCUUUAACUUCUUUUACUGAUCUGGGUCACCUUUUGUGAACACGGUACAAUGGCUACAACCUUAUGCAAGGCUACAGGUUACAGAAGUAGGCAAACUAAUGAUUUGCUAAAGUUUCAGCCAUGUUUGUGCUUGACAUGAAGUCGGCUCUUGUGCAGAUAUUCUUGCACCAUUUAUUUCCUGAAACUUAUUUUAUUCCAAACUCAUUUUGUUGAUUAUCUGACGCCAUGAAUGAAGCAGGUUUUGUGAUCAAGAAAUGGAAAUGUCUGUCUUGUGGUUCGUUUUUGUUGUUGCACCUCCUUUUUGUUCAAUUAUGACAAAAUCCACCUUAAAAUGUGGUAAAGAGACCUCACUGUCUCCUGCUUAUUUUCAACUGUGCAUACUGGAGGGAUAAUACGGGCUGUGUGGAUGCCACCCACACACAAGCACACCCACCCUGCCCCCCAGUCAGCCCAGUUGGUCACUACAAAUGGUGUGAAUGGGUGAACAGCAGGAGCAUGCAGGAUUUACCAGUCAGUCCAGUAUGCAGGCCUGGGUUAGACUUAAGAGAAGCCUUUUUAAAGUCGCGUUAACGUGAGUAUAAGUUGAAAGUCAUGUGAGUCACAUACUUUACUGUGAAGUGACUCAGAUGAAAGACUCUCAGGACUCUGAUCCUGGACUGAGGAGCUGCAGCGGUCUCCUCUCCAGCACGCUGUGCUGUCAUGAUCCAGUGAUUCCUCGCCUUUACAAUCUGUAACAUUCCUCCGAGCUUCUGCUUGCUCACUCUGCCUCAUCGUGUUGUCACCCCCCGCUGCUCCCUUCUCUCCUCUCUCUUCUUCUUCUCCUGCUUUUUUUUGAUUUCCCCUCUGGAAUGUGACCUCUGGGGACCUUGACCGGCCCUCUUGGGGAUUUUGCACACUCGGAGGGUUCUCAAUAGGACCCAGGGGCCUUUUCACAAGGACGCUCCUUUCCUCUAGACUAGCCAAGUAAGGAUACACCUACAACUUUCCCACCACUCACGCUCUGUUUCCAGAGUUUGUGAACCUGGGACAUUUUUAACAUACUUGGAAGACCCAGAGACUAACAAGGAGGAACAGUUUUAUAGCUUUUCUUUGGCUGGCGUUUGGAAACCAUACUUAAGAUGGGGACAUGAACCACAGUUUUUACGUAUGUUUACAUUAACACAUGAUUUGGUUUUAGUCAAGCCAAUAGGAAUCUAUCUAAAUGUCCCUUGUGCAUGAACAUUUUCUCUUCGUUUGAUCAUAUUCAGAGGGGGAAUCCUUGUAUUUUAAACCUGUCUGUGAUUUUGACAUUUUAAGGGUCUAAUGUUAAAGAACCUCUGAAUUUCUGGUCUACAUAUUGUGCGGUAGAUCAUCAACUCCUUUUUCUAAAAGGUAAAAUCACAGUUUUUAACAACAGGGUUUGGAGAGAUUUUGGAAAAGUACCGUAACAGCUAUUUGUUUCUUAUUAAAAUAGAUUGUAACAUGACUUCUCCAACCUGUAGGUCAGCCUGACCCAAGUAUGUGUUAAAAAAAACAAGGUCACAUGAACAGAAAGCUGCAGAAUCACUCUGCAUUUCUUCUCUUGGUAUCUGCUGCCCGUGGUCAUUCCUCUCUGGACCUCUGUGACUUUUCCUCCCUUUAUUCUUCUCUUUCUCUCCUUCUCUCCUCUUUGAUGGAUACUUAGCCCCUGAGCUAUGACAAUCCUCCUCCACCUCUCCCUCCCUCCCUCUGUCCAGCUCUUUCUUCUCUCUUUCCUCUGAGGUCAUUGCUGGUAUGUGGGUUUGGCGUUCCCAAGCUAAUCGAUAACAACGUUCCUCUACCUGACAAAAGAAGAGACUUUGAAUACCUAAGAGGUUUUUUUAGGAGCUGCAGGCAUGAUUGGAAUGUUUUUAAUCAAUGGUCUUUGUCUGAGGCUUAUAACGUGAAAAUCUGGGAAGUUUUGGGUUCUUGAAGAAGUUUGCCGCCUAGUUUAGAAGUCGCAUGUGGAAGUUUCAAUUUUCUGCUGCGUGACCGAGCUUUAUCAGUUUGUCCUGAACAAAUCCUGUUCUUCAUGCUUUAUUUCCACUGACCUCAGCAUUUUCUGCCCUUGUAUGGACACAUGUGCUUUAGUACCGGAGUUACACGAAAGUUAAAGACCAGCGAGAAAAGCUUGAAGUGGAUAGAGUGUAAGUGAAAUCUUCUUAAUUGGAAAAAGUCAGAAUUACACACACAUUUUGUGGUUUUCUCACUGCAAUAAUCUGAGCCAAACCACCUCAAUUUACCAAAUGUGCUGCUGACGGUAACUGCGGCGGUUAAUCAGGGUAAAAAUCCUCUUUUCCCCCUGGAGUUAAUCCAUGUUGCACCACCAAACCUCAGCUUGUUGCCUUUGGAGCCCCAAGGAAAGAGUCCAUUUGUUAUAUCUUGUAGGAAUGUGACUGGUUUUGCAUUUAGCCCCUGUUGAUUUGCACCAGAAUGAGCCAGUUUUUAAGGAAGCUUUUUUUUGUCUCUUUUGCAUGAUGGGGUGCUCUGAAAGCCUGCGCAGUGAAAAGAACGCAGCGCAGGAGGGAGGGGAGGGGGGGGAGCAUGAUAAAUAGUAUCACUAGGAUGUAAUAAUGGUUCCUGCAUUGCUGUCCGCUGGUCUAUAAAAUCCCUUUGGGCUGAGGAAUGUUGGCACGGAGAGAGGAGGGUUUUGUCCUUCCUGCCUGUGAUGGAGGGCAGGCGAGAAUCUGAUCCCCCCCCCUCCCUCCACCCUGUUCAACCGCUACAUACUCUGGCACUGCUGACAGGAACUAUAUGAAUACAUUCAGGGCAGAAGUCGACCAUGAAACCCCUCCUUAGCUGGUUAUCUCACAUUCAUUUAACUCUCUUUGUGAUUUUCUUUUUGUUGGAAACACUUUCAAGUUAAAGAGUCUGGACCUUUUUACAACCGGGCACAAAUGGGAAGCAUGAGCAACUGGCCCAUUUCCUAAGACAUUAAGUUUGUCCAUAAUUUAUCUGUCGGGGGUAAUAAAAAGUUUGAGAAAAUACUCUUGACUGGUCUAGACGCCACGCCAAUCCACUGCUCAGUAGAUAAUACCCUCCUACAUUAAUAGGAUUUUAAUCAUUUCCACUCAUGACGAAUGGAGUCGUUUCUUUGCAGACAGCAUAUGCGCUAAAAUGCAGUGCCUGUUAUUUUUAAGUCCUGUGGCACAAACAAGUUUUUAUAAGUAAUCCUCUGGAGUAAACACAGACAGACUCUUUAUUAAAUAAUAAAACUCAAACAAUUCUAGUUCAAAAAUAAAUAACUUCUCCUGAAUAUGAAACUGGGCCUGAUGAAUUAACAUCUAAAACCGAAGUGAUUUUGGUGUUGUGUCUCGUGAAUAAACUACAUCCCUGUAUGUUGAUCACUCUUUGGCCAUUCUCACAGUAGCAGCUUUCCAAAGUUUCCUUCAGUUUGCCCUGCUGUUCAGCUGCACACUAACUCAUUUCUAAAAGCACCUUUUAUUUUUGUUUGCUCCAUGCACGCUAUCAUUAACCCCCUGUAAACAAGCUUACGUUUUCCAAAAGGUUAGUCUCAAAGUUCCACAGAACUUCUUUUAAACCCUCCAAAACAAAAUGUCCUGAGCAGCAGCAGCAGCACAUCCAUCCAUCCUGGGAACUGUGCAGCCUCACACAGCAGCUUCCUCCCUCAUCCCUCAAAAGAAAAUGUGUUGUGGCUUUGCGGUGACCAGUAAAAUUAUAGAGGGCCUCGUCCUGAACACAGAAUACGAUCCGGGCUGUGUUUCCAUCGGGGAAUGUGUGAGCGAGCCUGCAGGGAGGCUGUUUGAUGUGCAGCCUCUGCUGUCACACUCUGACAGAUGGUUGUUCCAGGCCCCAAGCCAGACUGUUAGCGGCUAUCAGCGCUAAGCUAACCCCUCCCCUGCUGAAUGACUGUAUCUGACUGUAAAAUGUGAGGGAGGGAACCUGAAAUCUAAUAAUCAAGAACCUCCUCCCUCAGGCAAGAUACAGCACAGAUAACCCGAUGAGGCCUGUUUGAUGUCUUUAAUGUGAUUAUAUAAUCUGACCGGCGUUUACAAUUCAUAUUGACACUUUCAGGGGACGUUCACCAGUCAAAUAAAAAAAGAGAGGCUCUGCAGUCAGUCAUGUAUUUAUCUUUCUGUGUAGACCAGAGCUGUCAAAGUGAGUUUCCUGGUGAGAACCACACAUGGUCUUUCACAGAUAACUUCACAAAGGUGGUUUUUGCUGCAGUUUUAUGGAAAGUACACUCUAUUUGAAAUUCUCUGGGUGUUUAUUGGAAAUGCCCUCCAGGAAAUGAAACUUGAGCGACCGAAUUUCAAGAGAACUUUUCAUAUAAAACCACAAAAACAAACACACUGUGGAAGCCACAGUGGGGGUUUUGUUGGUAGGAGGAUUUCCCCCGAUCCAGACGUCCUUCCUCACAAAUGCGCCUCAGUAGUACAGUUCCUCUUUGAUGUGGUGUGUGGGUAAGUGUGUGUGAGAGUGUGCACAGCACAUGUGUCUCAGUAUUAUUGUGUGUGAACAUGUGUGAGUGUGUGGGGUCUACUUUUCUGCAGUAGACCACCAGGGGUUUGGUCAGCUAACCAUGUGGGCGACACAGACAGUAAAUAAACUUGAUGUCAACAACAACAGAAGCAGGUUUGGAGGGUCCAGAUCCACGUUCACCUGCCUCUGACUCGGUCAUAUUUUAUUAUUUGAGUGGUUGUGUGUAAUUGGUGUCUUACGACUUCUCCCCAUCAGAUUUCAGAUGACAGAAACUGUGUCCCGAUUCAGGAAAGCAUCCUCCAACUCUUGGCCUCUUGAUGAGUCGACUGAAAGAAAGGUUGAGUCAGCAGUUCCAACAUGCCAGCUGUUACUACAGGCUUAAAAAAUCUGCUUCAGAAACCAGCUACUGUCCGCCAGCUUCUCUUGUGCAGACCAAGUCCAGCCAUGAAAAAGCAUGGAUCUCAAAAAUGAGAUGAUCCUGUUUUGUCACUAUUUUCCAAAGUAGUGAAUAUUUGUAGGGUGUUACUCCUUCCUCCUCCAACAAAAAAGACAACUGCGUGUGAAAGGGUCAAAACACCGGCUCAUGUAAACCCUGAGCAGAACCAUGACGGCAUUUCUCAGUGGUUUGGUCCAAGCUCUUGGAUACCGUGUCUCUCUGAGGAGUUCAUGGUUGUGUUAUAGAGAGGAGAGGAAUGUGGUGACGGGCUGUGUAACCACUUAUCUGACCCACACAUUCCUCAGCAGCUACAGCCACAUACAUCCUGUCACACACUGUAACAUGUCAAUCUGUGGUUCUCUCCGGUGAGGGGGAGACUUUCCUGUCUAGAGGUAAACAUCAACAGCGCUGCAAACAGUUUCAUACCCUCCCACAGACUUAGACAGUCAGGUGGGGAUAUACUGCACAGACUCGGUGUUUCCUGAGGUCACAGAUUCAGGACUCAAACCAGAAGAUUUUCCACCGUUGCACGAGGCUUUGAGUUUUACGACCAGCUGACGGUGAACAGUUGAGGUCACAGGAGCGAGCCUCUACUCCAGAAAAACUCGUGAUUUCACUCCAACUGAAGGAUAUUUUUUAAUGGAGUAAAUAAAUGUUGAUUUACAAUCAGCUUUAGUCUAGUUGCGUGAACCGAAAUGAGGAUGUCAAGGUGAUAUUUAUACGCCCAAAAGCUGCAGCUAAUGAUUGAUUUCUGUGCUAACAAAGGGAAAACUCAAAGAAAUGAAAUUUAAUAAAACCCUAAGAGCUCAUUUUUUACAUUUCAGGAGUAAAUACGCAACAGGAUUCAGAAACUCCUUUGUGGUUUUGUCUGGAUUAGUCAUUUGUGAAAUAGUUUCAGCUUUUUAUUUUUUGUUUCAUCUAAGAGUCAGUGUUUUGUUGAGUUGCUUAUUUUUACUGUUAGAAAAUUGUUUGAGUAAAAAUUUCCACUUCAAACUUAAGUGCUGGUGCUGAUUACUCAAACCCAGUCAAAGUCCACCAGAUUGAUCAGUACCAGAAACUUCUUCACGACAAGUCUCUUUUCAUCAAAUUCGUCGAGUUAUUCAUAGUGUGACCCGUCCCGUGUUAUGAGUAAGGCUGGCUCAGGCAUUAAUGUGUUGUGGACGAUGUUGAAGAUUAACCCCCGACAUAAAGAGCUCUCUUUAUUGGCAGUGAUUAAACAUUACCAUUAGCCUGAGUCACUUUCAAAGGAAACUGUUUGAGCUGUAAUUCAGAUGAACAUGAGACUCAUUCAAAGUGUUAACGGCAUCUUUCUCUGUGAAUCACUUUAUCACUUUAAUUCUCUUCCACCUAACAAAAGCCUCCUUUUAAGCUUUAAAUCCAGUUACGUUCGAGUGUUUUCUGGUGUUAUGAGCUAAAAACAAGCUGAUCCUCAUUUAUGAAGCAGGGAGAGUCCAUUUAAGCAUCUCCACUUGGGAAUGAAUCAGUGUCUUUGUGAUUCAGGAUGAAUGAAUGGGUAUCUUCAUAUGUCCUAAACCACUGCAAAAGUAUAAAUAAGUCAGUUAUUUCCAGCUUGUAUUCAGAGUUACGCUGUUUUUAGGAUUCUGGCCUUUAGCCUCGAACACUGAGUUAAUUUCUCCUUGAUGGAUAUUUCCUGUUUGUUGCCCUCGUCUUAUUAUAUCCUGCUGUUCAAAGUCUAAAGCCGAUCGUUGGCUGAUAAAACUCUUCGGCGGGUCACAUUCAGUCUGUUGAGCCGUAAUACGUUUGAUGUGAGGCAGCGAUAUGCUCGCUUGAAAGUCGGACAUCAAAGACAUGGACGAGCAAGGAAAAGUAAGGGAGACAUUAGUGAGUCUGAGUCGCUGCAGGCGUUUGGCUCAUUUGUCCGUCAGUCAUGAGUUUGGUUAUUACGGAAAAUCAUCUAAUAGACAUGUCUGCACGGCUUCAUCAGCAGGAGGAAGUGUCCAAUAAAGGCGGUUGUGAUAAGACUGAGAGGGACGCUCAUCAGAACUCAAUUAGGCCUAUUAGAGGAGAUUGAAUCAACAGAGUCUGCAGCACAGCUGGUCAGUCUACUUCAGCUCCAGUAACCAGAAAAUAAGUGAAUUAGGUGACUGACAAAGUGAAGUGGAGGCUCAGUGCCAACAGGGGUUCUUAGCAGCAGGGACGCACUGAUUCACCAGGUGAACAUGGGUAUCGGCAAAUAUUAGCACUAGGGCUGUCCCGAUACGAUAUUGAUAUCAGAUAUCAGCCAAAAAACAAAUAUCAAAUUAUAUCGGCCCACAUCUAAAGUCUCCGAUAUCAGCAUUCUGAUGCAAGCAGUCCAUUCAAGACUCCCCUCCAGCACCUCUAACUAGCAGCACCCGGAUCCAGCAUGAUCACGUGAUCACAAUAACAGCGUGUACUAAACUAACAAAGUAGCGAGGAGUAGGAGUGAUGUCAGCUGUGUGGCGGUAUUUUUCGCUAAAGUCCGAAAAAGACAUUACAGCUGAGUGCAAAACUUGUCAUGCACAAGUUUGUGCUAAUCAGCCGAUACUGAAGGCUACAAUAUCGAUAUCGUAUCAGAAGUAAAAAAAAAUUGUAUCGGGACACCCCUAAUUUAGCACUGUUGAUGGACAUCAGCACAUCGACAAAUGAUGGGUGUCAGCUGCUGAUGUUUAUCUGCAUCCUCAGGCAAACUAUCAAAGAGCUUUUUAUGAAGUACUCUAAAGGAAGGAUCAGUGGCUGUGUAAGUACAUCAAAUCUGAUAGCUCAUUUAAAUAUCGGAUACAAUGAAAGGAACAAAGCUGAGUAGCGUGUCCGUAAUGGAAUGGUUGUUCAAGAGAUGCACAGUGGAGGAUUUUUAUCCGUCUGCUCGGGACACUUCAAACUACAUACAGUGGACACAGCUGGCGCCUUGUUAGUACCCUAAGUGGUCUGAUGGUGCACUUUACUAAUGCAUCACCUUAUCAGACCUAUUCUGCAGAAAUUCUUGUAUCUGGUAAUUUCUCAGCUGUUUUGCUUUUACCGGCUGUUACUGGAAAUCCACUGAUAAUCUUGCAUCCCUAAUUUCUUUUUCAGUCUGGUACUAAUAGCCUUUGAACAUCAGGCACUGGAGCUGAAACCUGAAACUUCAUGCUCCACCCUGCAACAAAGCCAUAUAAGUCAAGUGGUGGUUGGUGUCUGUGUGUUACUUAUUUUGAGUUUGACUCCAGGUGACAGAUACGUUAGUGUAAUGUGUUCUUUAGAGCAUGUAGUCUGACACUUCUGCUGCAGGUUUUCUUUGGUGAUUUUAUCUGACUGUGCUGACACACUCUGCUUUAAUAUGUAACAUUAGUGUUGUCACGAGUUUAAAUGGAUUUUCUCAUUUAAGAAUUUAAAUAGGUAAGAGUCUCCUGGACCCCUAAACAAAAAGAAUUGGAGUCUGGAAUCAGUAGGAGCCUGUUGCUCUGACUUAUUUCAUUAAAGACCCACUGAUGAAAAUCAUGUUUUUCUUGUUUUUUAUAUGUUCAUGUGGCAUUUUCUGAUGCUACAGGACAUAUCAUGAGAAAAAUAUGUACGAAAUUGCAUUUCUGAGUAUUUCUGCAUGCAAAUCGCUGUGAAUCUCUGGCAGACCUAAACGGCAGGCUCAGACACUGUGAGAUUUCCUAUGUAGCAAAUCCAAGCUCCACCCUCGGAGCCCCACUGUACAGGCCAUACUCGGAAAAGUAGAGAGGACUAUCACGGAACAAGUGUGUGCAUUAGCGGAUUGCAACGCUCAUGAGAAAGCUAACUAUGAUAUUAGCUUUCAUCAUGUCCCUAAAGACAAUAGUGUCCGAGAGCGGAAUAGCUCCUAUGUAACCCGCUACUUCUACUACACCUGCAAUGUUAGGCUACAAGCUAGCAUAAAGAGGAAUGCGCAGAGCAGCACUAUCUCUGCCCAUGACUCAGAGGUGAAUUACUAAUGAGCUACUGGAGCUGAUUACGAUCGGAGUGGGACUUUACGGAGAAAUAAACAUGAUGUCAGGGGGGGCUGCCAGCUGAGCUGCCACUGGAUGGUGUAGGGUGCAAAGCUCUUCUAAAGCUCAAGACUUUAAUAGUGUUUCAGUGGUUUCAAGUCUUUUCCAGAGAGCCACAGAGGUCCACAGGACUGUCUUUACAUCUAGAAUCAGUCAAAACCAAUGUAUCUCUGAUUUUAAUAAUCAGGAAACAGUGUCAGAAGGGGCUGCAAGCUGAGCUUCCACCAAGGUGCAAGGGUUUGAUCAACACACGUAGGUUAACUGUUUUUUAUUGAAACAUCUGCUUCCUUUAAAACUGUUUUAAAGCGCUUGGGGGGGCUGUGAGCCAAGCUGUGUUAAGUCUUGGUCAUUUUAAACUAGGGUAGAAGGGGAGAAAACAGUUCAGAAAUGUCAAGGGACCCAGAUUUCGAGCUGGGUACAUGCUUACUGAGUUCAUCGUUGAGCAGUGUUUACUGUUAGGAUUCCACCUGGUAUGCGUAACCUACAGAUAGAGGUUAGGGCUGCGCGUUAUGUUCCCACAGAGUCUCACACGGAGCUGGUAGGUGGAAAUCUUGCUAUAGAUAGAGCAGGCGUAGGUAGGAGGAAUCUGGAGCUCGGCUGUCAGAGCAAAAGUGCAAAGGUGUGUGUGUGUGCGUGUGUGUGUUAGAGUUACAGUGUACUCCCUCAUGUCUCUCUGAGGACAAAGAGGCAUGUAAUGGAAAUACAUGGAUGUUUUUGGCCCUCGAAAGGACGAUACGUAGGGGAUACCAAGGGAUCAGUGCAAUCAGUUCAACAUCGUAAUAACCUCACAUGGGAUCCCUCCCUAUGUGGCCCUUUGGAUGUCAUAAACUCAAGCCCUGCACUCCCGAAGAGUGUAAGUGUAGAGUUACAUCAGGGGUCAGAAGUGCAUCUUACAAGCAGAUCAAGCGACACAAUACUUGGUGCAAAUCCUUCUGGUUCGAGUAUCACCCAGCAGCAGCAGGGGGGAGGGGGAAAGUGGAAAAACAGGAUUGGGAAUGGAGGGAGAAAUAUGUGGAGAAAGAAAAAUAAAGUAUAGAGGAGGUGAGAAAGACAAAUAGAGUGCCACUUUAGACUGAAAAUUUAUAUGGACAGCGUGCUCUUGAGAGGUAAUGUGGGAUUGUGUGGUUAAACAGCUGGAAUCAGGAAAGAAAAGGGUUGGAAAACUACAAAAAUGGCCUGAAAGGUCAAGAGACGUUGGACAUCACAAAGAGUAAGGAAGCACAUUCCUGGAGCUGGUGUUUCUUUUCUGUCUUUAGAAAGUUUGUACCUCCUCCACGCCGCUGUGUGAAUGGACCAGAUGCCUCUCCCUGUGUCGGCAGAUGGAGGGAUUGUUUCCCCAGUUUAAUGAAGGGAGGCUGCUGGAGGCUUAUCCCCGGUUACCUUGGUCAUUGAUAUGCUCUUGAGGAGUCCACCAGCAUUGUUUGGUGUCAAUGAAAGGGACAGACCCGGAGGCUGGGUGGCGGGUGUCUUGACAGACUGCUUUCAGAGCGUGUGGACAAUCGGGAGGAAUUGGGAAGUCUGUAGGACCUCCAUGUUGUGUCAGGCAGGAUAAACAAGGAAGACAGUGAGGGCCAAACGUUUGUGGCGAGAUGCGGUUUACUUUUAGCCUGUGUUUUCAUUGAAAUAAGAAGAAGCUGAGGGUUUGAAUCUCUCGGGAUAGACAACUAUAUGCAGAAGUCCUCAGUCGCAAUGUGACAUUCAGCAUGUCUGUACCCAAGUUGUUCCGCUUCUUUUUCAUUGUCUCAUGUUUUUAUUCAGCUCCUGUGGUCUCUAAUCUGCGAGCUAAGACCUGCUUUUUGUUUAGUUGUGUCAGAUGUGAUAAUGUUGAGCUCACGUGGUGGCCUUGUCUGUCUUUUGCUCGGACUCAACACAGCCAAACAAGCUCUGCAAUUAAGAGGCUUUUAUUAAACAAGGGGAAUCUUUGUUUGGUUGAAACCUCGUGGUGGACUGAGAGUCCUGAAUAAAAAGGUCAUUUGAGUUGCUAAGUGUUUACAAAGCAGAAAUCACUGCCUCAGUAAAAAGAAAAAAAAAGUUUCAGAGUUUGGAUGAACUGCUCGGAUCGUCUUGUUAUUGUGCGUUUUGGUGAAAACUUGGCGUUCGUCACUUCCAGACUUCUCACUUGGCUCUUUCUCAUCCAUUCAGCUGGCUUUAAAUCUUUUGGUUUGGCUCUUAUCCUGUUAUCCGACAUUUGACAUUCAUACAGAUAUAUGAGACUGUAAAUCACAGAUGGGAUGAUCCAGUUUUCUUAAAUCAGUAUUGCUCAAACCGCUUACAGAUGACUGCCUCUGCCAGUUUUCAAUCAAGAGUUUCUACCUGAAAAAAGAUUCAGCUUUGUGGUAUUCACUGGGGGUCUGGUUUUCAAAAACAUAAUUGAUUUUCAAUUAUUUGUAUUUUACAUACUUAGACCUGAUCUUGUUUCGUUUAAAGAGGACUACAAUCAAUACAAACAACAGACCCUAUUCUCCCGACUUAACAAUAAAUCUGUUUAUUUACACAGUUUUGAUGUAUCUAUUGGUCUUACAACAUUUAAGUGGCCUUAAACCUCAAGGUGAAUGAAAUAUCCCAAAUAUCACUUCAGUAUUGUGAAGUCAGCUCAGAUCCUUCUUCAGUUUUGUCUAUUUCUCUGAUGUCUAAGGACCAUUUAAAAUUUUAGAGUCAUCAAAAUACUGUUAAGAAAUGAGUAGUUUUCUUCAUGGAGUUGUUUUCUCCAGGACAUGUUUGUCAGUUUGGAGUCGCCUCAUAUCUGAACCACUGCGAGCUCCCAUGAUAAACACACAGCCAGGACUGACUGAGGCUGCCUGCUGUCAGGACAGUAAGAUUUAAAGCCCCCUGAGUUUGCUUGAGGCAAAUCUGCGGAGAGAAAGGAAAUCUGUUUGGUAACAAAAUUACAAAAUACUGGUGCACUCGAGCUUGGUGGCCUUAAGUUUCAAGAUCACAUAUUUAGGGCAGCUCAGUCAAUUGUGAUGUCAGAUGAUGGCAGAUCUUCGAAGUCCAAAGUUACUGAAAAGUAAAGUCAAAGCAUACUUUCUGCAGGCUCUACUCUGUGGUGUUACAUUUGUCCAACCAAACCACAGAGUCCCUACAAAUCUGUUGUGUAUCUGAUACGCUUUAUUGACAAACAAGUCCAUGAAUCUGCGAGCGGGCAGCCAGGACUGAAUGGAUGUUGGGAUAAUGAAUCACACAGGCUGUGAUCCAGUCAUUGUAAAAUCACCAUGUGAGCACUCAUUUCCAUGGCAGCUGGGUUAUAUAACCUCAGUUCAGGCUGUUCUCUGCUCCCUGCUCCAGUCUGUUCUGGUUUUAGACGAAGCACGAUGUUAAAUUGAUGCAUACUUUCAUAGGAAGUAUGAAAUGAACUUUUUUCAAACUUUUGAGAUUGUUACAACACAAUUUUGUCUUUCUAUUUCAUCCUCUGCUCCGUUUUGUUUUUUUUACUGUACUGUCUCAUAACACAUUCUUUGACUGAGUUUGUUUUUGUCCAGGCAGACAGGGACUUGGCCUGAAUCCUUUCCUGGAUUUGCCUCCUGGGAUAACAUAGUAAAGAUGGAAUAUUCCCAGAUCUGAUAGGAAAGUCAAGCGCUGCCGUCUUAAAAGAAAAAAUCCUUCAGUUUUUUUUUUUUAUCUUUACGUUUCUCCUCUGUUGCGUUGAAUAAUCCUGGCAGGUUGGGACAGGCCUCUGUAUGUGAGGCAGCGAACUGUUGUUUUAGAGCCCAGCAGCAGCAGCAGCAAAUGGCGUAGUGUCUUUUAGCACGUCUCCUUAGGACACUGACGUAUGUCCACAUUUCACCACAGGGGGUUCAAAGGUCAGGGGCAGCCAGGAGGAAAGAGUUUGUUGACACCCCAGGGAACUGGCUGGGGGGGCAGAAGUCAGCUUUUUUGGGUACAGAAUAGUUUAACUUCAGGCAGUAAGAGGCCUCUGAAAACUGUAUGUUUAACAAAAAGACACCUUGCUGUACUCAUGAUCAAUCCAAACACAGUCUGAACUCUGGAAGAAGGGGAGCUCUACCUUCAAAUACAUCAUCAAUGUUCCUCAGAUGAUGCGUGAAAAAACAGAAAUGUAGCAAAUGAGAGCCAAAGACUGAUCACUCUUUUCAGUCAUGGAAGUUUUCCUCCACAUGAAUUUGUCCUCUUCUUGAGGACUGUGCAGCAACAGUUCCUAUCAUUCUGAUGUUAAACUCUGCCUUAUGGUUAUCAGAACUUAAAAUAAUGGAAGAGUCACACAUCUUACCCAAAAUGGGUCUGAAAAACAACACCGUUCUCUCAGGUGUUGUACCAGGUUUGGCAGAACUUUGUUAAUCACCCUCACAGCCUUUAAACCCUAAAAAAGCAGAAUAAAACAUGUCUGAGGGGAAGCUUUAAAACAAGUGUCUGAAUGGAUCUGACUCAUGCUGGCAGACUUAAUAGAAAAGGUCUGACUCAGAUGAAUCCAUAUUAUCAUCUGAAUGAGUGUGAUUCCCAUAAAGUGACUCAGCGGGCCUGUUCCAGCACGCUUUAGCUGGUAGCAGCAGUCGACUCCCGUCUGAAUGGCAGCGAGGAAAUGAAGAGCCAGUAGUCACCAUUUUAAGGCUUAGGAUUAGGUACACACACACACACACAUUCACAAAGGCAUAGGGGAAUGUGCGCUUACACACACACACACACACACACACAGGAUGGCAGCUCCCCUGUGUCCUUGUAAGGUUUAAAUGAGGACAUAAUAGAGCAGUGAUCCUGGGGUGCUCGUACCCUGGGAGUCACUCGUAUGGUUUCCAGGGACGACACAGAGAGAAUGUGCAGUUCUCAUAAGAGCUGAAACCGUGGUUUAAUUUAAAAUGAACAGUUAGACUGAGACCUGAAUAAAAACUACAUCAUGGAUUUUAAGUUUAGUGAUUUCAAGUAGAGAUGUCCCGAUACAACUUUUUGACUUCCGAUAUGAUACCGAUAUUGCAGCCUUCAAUAUUGACCGAUAUCGAUCAGAUAUUGGCACAAAUUUGUGCAUGACAAAUAUUUUUACUCAGCUGCAAUGUCUUUUUCAGACUUGAACAAAAAAUGCUCUUACUCUUUGCUACUUUGUUGGUACAUUAGUACUAACUGUGAUUUUGUGGGCUCAGCUUGCUGGAUCAGGGCGCUGCUAGAUAGAGGUGCUGGAAUUUUAGAUGCAGGCCGAUAUAAUCCGAUAUUCAUUUUUUGUUUUUUGUUCUGCUGAUAUUGGACCGAUAUCCAAUAUCAUAUUGGGACGCACCUAUUUUCAAAGUCCAUUUUUGAUCAGCCUAGAAAUUUAAUGGUCAGACUCAACAGCAUGUGUAUCCCAUGAUCUGAAGGUAGCUAAUAGUGGCGAAUCGAGAGUGAGGAAAAGCUUACCAAAAGUGGCGUAAAGAGCUGGAGAUAAAGUGAGCUGGAAGCUGACAAUAAAAGUUUAGAAAAGUUAAUGAGAAGUUGGGAAUCUAUGUUUUUGAACAGUAAAAUAUGACGUUUGGAGCAGGUUUGACAAUGAAAUGAGGUUUCAAACCAAGUAACAGUAGAUAUCAGACUUCUCUAGGGUUGUUUUUAAAGUAGCAGGUUCAGAACAAGUGGAAAAUAGUGGACAGACAAAAAAACAAAGCUGUUGCUAAACAAAGGACAUGAGUCAUGAUUAGCCCACCUUGCUGCUCGCAGUAAAAUGGGCUCCUUGUUUGAAGCCCUUGUGCAGUUACAAUGAGGGCCUACCCCUCCUUUCCAGUCAUAUUGGCUACUUUUAAGGGGAGAGGCAGAGGGGGGAUUACCUUCAAACACACAUGGUUAGUAUGCCAAGUAUUUGAGAACACACACAGAAUGCUGGGAGGCCCCCGGCAGGAUUAACCACCAGCUAACCCUUCAAAUUAAGACUCCUUACGAGACUCAGAUGGAAGUAAUUAUGAGGAGAACUCAUGAUGUCAACAGGCCUCAUCUCUGCGUAAGAAGGGGGAGUAAAUGGGGAUGCUGUGGGAUGCCCGGGCAUGUUUCCAGUGUGAUUUGUGGUGCGCUUUUGUUCUCUCUUAAUGGACGGCUUGGUUUGGGAGAAAAAUAAAAGUUUAUUCUUCUUUUUUUCUCAACAGUCUGCCUCCAAACACACAAAAGGUUAUUUAUCAGUCCAAUUUAAAAACGGACUUCUGUUCAGAUCCAUUUCACAUCAAUUAUAGUGAAUAUAUCUGAAGAAAAGUUUAUGAUCUCCUGGUUCUAGACAUAAAUAAAAAGCUUCAGCUGAAGGGCACUACAUGAGGUCACUGUUCUGGUCUUCAGUCUUGGGAACUUAGAUUUUUCUGAAAGUAAAUAAAGGUGAGAAUGAGGCAAACAGGUCAGGAGCUUUAAAUGAGCUCCACUUUGAGCUUUCCUCGCCUUGUUCGAAACCCCCGUCCCUCAUGUUUACUUCAACCCUAAUGCUGAUUAACUGUGUGUGUGUGUGUGUGUGUGUGUGUGUGUGUGUGUGUGUGUGUGUGUGUGUGUGUGUGUGUGUGUGUGUGUGUGUGUGUGUGUGUGUGUGUUAAUCCCAUUCACGCUGCUUACCCAGCAAAUGGUUAAUGAAGUUUAGUGUGCUAAUGUGAUUAAAGGAGGUGGAUGUGUCUUCAUUAUGCAAAGCUUCACGCUGAUUAAAGCUGCUGCAGUGACUCGACUCUUUAACGAUCAUUUUCGUCGUCGUUUCUUCUUGAUCUCUUUCUUCAUUUCUGUCAUUAAUCUGAAGAGAUCUUCUCACAGACCUCUUUACGCCUCCAGAUCAACAAAGAUUUUGAGACGAUGAUGAGUCUGUUUUUAGGAGUUUUAGGGCUUUGAUUGAAGCCACUUCUUGUUCUCCUAUAUGUUCUCCAUAUAACUAGAAAUUUGACAACCUGAACUCAAAUGUUAAAUGAACUGAAGAGUUAUAAUAAUGGGUUAAAAGAUGAGAAACAGGCACAUUUGAAGAGCAAAAGGGGAUGUUUGAACGAAUGUAUCAUGUCAUGUUUGAGUCUGGAGCUGGAUAAGAGUUGAUCCAUACUGUGAUCAAACUUCUUGGAGAAUAUCACAGAUUUUUUGAUGAAUCUUAAAGUGCUUCAUUUCCUCCAGAUAAAGUAAAUCUUAAAGGGUACUUGAUUCUGGCGCCCCCUGUGGUCAAAAUGACGCCUCUUCUCUUUGCUGAUCUUCAGGUGGACGUGUAUGAGAUGUGUGAAAAAUGUCAUAUUGCUUUCUUUGAACAGCUUAGGCAGCUUACAGAGUCGGCAGACAAAGAUCCUGUAUUUUUUUUAAUCAGCUUCAUGAUCUUAAACACGGACUGCUGCUGCUGAUUACUUCAAAAAGCUUUUAAUCAGCCUGAUCAAUCGGUUCUCCUCAAGUUGAAAUGUGUACUCAUCCCUUUUUUUGUAAAAACCGCAGCUUUUGUCUCUAUGUGGCGUCAUCGUCAGGAAGACACGUGGAUGUGUGGUGAUUUACACCGUUAAACAUCGUGACUCUGUCUAACCGCACGCUUAAACAUUCGUGACACUGACUGGACAGUCCAGACCUGCUUUGUUGACCCUGUUUUCAGGCCUGGCUGCAGAAAGAAGAAGUUAAAACUGGUCCUUUUCUCUAAAACGUGAGGAAUCGCACACAGGCAGAGAGGAUUCAGUGAUUUCUGGUCUGAGUUGUAAUGUGCAGGUUUAGUUGUUGCAGGAUUUCCGGGUGUCUCUGGUCUUGUCACCUCUGUGUUAUUGUUGAGUCUAAUGGCCGUUUCUUCGCUUCUCCAAUUCUUCGCUUCUCCUUGGAGACGGUUUCCUUGUCUAAGAGUUGAGAUGAAGCUCCAGGUGAUGGCUGGUUGUUGCAGUUGUCCCACUGGCCAUUAGAGUAAAUAAUGAACUGUUAUUUGGUGUUUAAUGUUAGUGUCUUCCCAUAAUAAUAGUCCCUGGAAAAUUUAGCUAGGAUUAGUCCAGUUUUUCUAAAGCUGUUGUUGCACCACAGCCUUAGAGGUGUCAGUCUGUCUUCAGGGCUCAGCCAGAUGGACCAGUUUGAGGUAUGAACUAGAGGAUGACUGUUAAAGAUUGAGCAUGUUUUCGAUUCUUCUCUUGAGCCACCGAUGACUUUGAAAACUGAAUUUUUUUCUGUGUAUACCACAAAGACUCUUUACACAGUGGACUGCAAAGCUUUUACCCUCCGCGUAUCCCUCUAACUCCCGCUCUGUCUCUUGUGUCCCAGCAGGUGAGGGAGACGGAGACAUGGAUGCCCAUGAAGACCACACAGACCGCCGCCAUGUCGACGUCACACCGUGAUGACCUGGAGUCAUCAGGAGACUCCCCCAACGGCUCAGACUUCGGCUUCACGGACGACGAGGAAGAAGAAGACGAUGAUGACUACAUGGAUCAGGACGAGGAUGACUACUACCCCAACUACGACGACGAGGACGAGUAUGAUGAGGACUUCUCAGGAUCUGGUGACGGAGGUUUGUCUCUAGAAAUACUUUCUGAAAAUGUAGAAAUUCACGCAGGAUUUUAUUCUUGGAUUUAUCUCUUGAACUGUAAACUUAAAAAAAAAAUGUCUUUCUACAGAAACAACAACAACAGUGUCACCUCAGAGAGAGACCAAGACAUCAGCCAAGGUGAGAAACUUACUUUUUAUUUAACCGAAAUUUGACCAAAGCUAAAGAUAAUACGCUUGAUCCAAGUGGGACUUCAGUGAUUUGUAAUCCAGGUUUUCAUGAAUAUAAUUUCUUCAGGCUCUAAUUUUUUAUCCUUUUUUUUUUUCACCAAAAAUGACAUUUCUUUUGUUCCGCCCUGUGCAAAUUUUACAAAGUUGAUAUUCGAGAUGCUUUACUUUCACAAGCCUUAAAAGUGCAAUAUUAAUUCCGCAAAACCCCACAAUAGAAAACACCUGAACUGCGGCCUUUUCUAAUCAGUUUUUUUUUUUCUUUAAUUUAAUCGAGUGAAGUUUUUCAGUUAUUUUUCAUGCUUUGCUGCAGGCACACUGAAUCUUUUUUUAGGUAAAACCAGUCAAAGAAUGUUUUGAACCUCUUUCCUUCUCCUCCUGCAGCCCAACGUGAUCGAUAACAGAAUCCCUGAUGUGGAGGACUCGGUGCAACCAACUGUUAAUGAGGUAGAGAUCGUCCAGAAAAGCAACGAGAUCCCAAUGCUGAGGAACCAGGGCGGCGAGGAGCACCCGUCCAACGUCCUCAUGUCCCACGCCAGUGACGACAGCAUCUUCAACAAGACAGAGGUCCUCGCAGGUCAGUGAGAAAUCUGAGAAAUCUCAAAUCCAUAGUCUGAUUUGUUCGUUUAGAUCAGGCACCACUCAUCACUGGUAAACCCUCAAUCAAAAAGCUGAGCAAUUGAAACAGUGUGUCACGAGAAGGUUCAAGAAAAUAGGCGGUUUAGAGCGACCCUCUCACAGCAAUUACAGCCUUAAAAAUGACAAUGCAGAAAUUGUCAGUUUUUAAAGCUCCUUACAGUAGCUUUAAAAUGUGUUAACUGGGUUUAGAAAACUGGAGGUCUUAAAUUCGAGAUUGGACAAGUCUGAGGUCAGCCUCAAUAUUUGAUCAUUUCUAUUCUUCCUGGAUAGAAUCAUAUGAAAUUGUAUUAGUCUUUUUCUUAAGGAUACACUCACUCACAUGAUAGAUACUAAAUUAUGGCGUGGGCGUCGAUAAGUAACUUUCAAGAUCUGCUGAAAUGCUCAUAAACUUUGUUGUGUUAAAAAUGUCACGUCUGUGUCUGUUGUCGUUUGUGCAGAAAUGGGGGAAAAAAAAGUCAAAAGUUUCUGGGAGUCAUGAUUCAGACCCAAAUCAGAAACUGUCAAAGCUCUACAGUCCUCCUAUGAAUGUGAGAACUAAAUCUGACCUUCCUCCCUCUCUCCUUCGUCUCCUGCAGCUCUGAUCGCGGGCGGCGCUGUGGGCCUGAUGUUCGCCGUCCUCCUCAUCCUCCUCCUCAUCUACCGUAUGAAGAAGAAGGACGAGGGCAGCUACGAUCUGGGGAAGAAGCCCAUCUACAAGAAAGCCCCCACCACAGAGAUCUACGCAUAGACUCCCCCCCUCUCCUCUCCCCUUCACACACACACACAUACACACCUCACCCCUUAAGAAACCCAAUCAGUGCCUCAUCUUCAUCAUACCUCCUCCUCCUCCUCCUCUGGUUCUACAGCAGAGAGAGAGAAUCAGGACCCCUGACCACACAAUUGAUUGACUCCGCCUCCCUGAUUUCUGCUCGUUAUUGGUGCUCUCUUAACCAAUCAGAGGCUUUCUUUGUCCGUUUGUCUCUCUACGAAUGAGAGGAUCGAGGCAACAGGAUUGGACGACUUCUGCUACGGUACACGGCGGCCAUUUUUUUCUUUCUUUGUGUUUUUUAUUUUUUGUCCCAGUGUCCAGAGAAAAACCACAGAACUUUAACCCCUCCCCUUCCUCCUCCUGUUAAACACUAACACUGUGCAAUGAUUUCAUCUCUGUUUGGUACACAUUUACUGUCCAGUUAUUUAUUUCCCUCCUCCUCCUUUUCCUGUUUCUUGGAAUGCAGAUUCUCACUUUACUGUGGCAGACGACUUUUAAGUGAACAUUUUUUUGAAAGAGCUCCUUGUAACGCAGAGAGACUUUUAUCUGUUUUCUAUUAAAAAUCCCCACAUGAGGGGUCAAAAUCAAGUUUUCAGAGUGAUUUGAAGCUUCAAAAGAACAAAAUUUGGUUCCUUUUAUUCCUUUAGUGCCCCUUGAAUUGUCUAACAAAGGGUCAGAGCGUAUUUGAAAGUUAUUUAGUUUCUGUUUGGAGUGUUUUUAGACGCAGCAGAGUUCAUUAAAUCUACCUUAAAAGACUGAAAACUCUCUGCUGUGUUUUUGUACCUCCUCAUGCCGGGGAAGUCCCAUUAGUCUGGCACGUAGCACCAGAUAAGUAAGCUAAACUAAUCCGGAAGAAGAAUUUGCAAAUACUGUUUGACCCAGGUCACGCGAACACACACUCACACGCACCCUUCCACACUCAUGUUUGGAUCUGAAGUGUUGUCCUCUUCUUGCCAGUUCAGAGUGAUCUUCAAAAGCCUGGAUGAUGUUUUACCACUGUUUUAACACCGACCGCUGCACCUCCAGGGUUUGUUUUUCUGUUAGCACAGUGAACUCGGCCAGAGUCAAAGCAACACGCUCCUGCAGGGCGACACACCUACAUUCCUCCCACGCACACCUAAACACACACAGACACUCGGCUCAGUCAGAUUUCAGUGCUGUUGCUGCAGCUGCUGACCUGCUUUCACACUGAAGCUUUAGAGAAUAGUUUGAUGUUUCUAGGAGGGUUUUAGGGUAAGUAGCAGACACUUAGCCUAGUUUGGCUUAGCUCAUCAUCAAGACUGGAACCUGAAGGAAACUGUUAGCCGAAUGAAGAGAAAUACUUACUAAAAAACAACAGUAUCAGCCUUAUGAGAGUAGAAGUCUUGUUAAAUUUGUAGUUUUUCACAUGGAGUUUGGUUGACAGGACUUGUGCAUGUUGGCCCAGUUUUGUCAGACAGAAAUUUCUUGUUUCAACACCAGAAAAAAAGAAAUUUAGGGUCUGCUGAACUGCCAUUUAAAGUCAAAAUAUUCCAUGUGUUUUGACCUACUUCAAGCUCCAUUAAUUGUUUCUCUAGUUUUGCGGAAAGCAUGGGUGGAAAAUGGCAAUUUUCCACUUGACAAAAGGGUGAAGUUCCAGACUUCUUCGUGGCUCUGAAAUUCAAAAACUCAAGAAAGUUUUUGCACUCAACCAAGAGAAGUUUGGCACAGAAUCCACCUCAAAAUUAGACCCCCCCCCCCCCCCCCCCCUUUUUUUUUUUGCCAUUUUUAGCAGGAUCCUACUCCUUGUGUCUGAACUUUUUAAGCUCUGGAAGUGCCACCCGUACUUUGAAUAAAUUCAGCCUUGCUGGUUCCCUUAUGUUUCCUGUUUUUGUGCUACAAUAAGCUUGAACAAUGACUUCUACCAAUUCUCAGAAAAUAUUCCUGACUAUCAAUCCUUUUCUGAAACUUUUUUGUGAAGCUUUCUGCGAGUUAAUGCCCUCAUAAAUUCCUCCUGCAGUAAAUAUUGUGACCAUUUCUUCCUCUGACAUAAAAGUGUAAGCUCUGCGAUCGGAGAAACCGGUAGUUUUUGGUACUUUUCUGUUGUUGUUUUUUUUAAAUCAUGGGGUUGUUGAUUCCUGGAUAAGCUACUCCUGUUAGUUUGAUAUUUCAUUCUGGGUCUUGGAGCACCUGGACGAACACGCUCGGGGCUCACAUUUCUACGCUGCAGACGGCGGCACAGACUGGUCUACCAAGGAUUUGUACAUAGUCAUUAGAUAAAAACUACAAAAACUGCAAAAAAAAUUUAACUUGGUACUUAGCCACAGCCUGGCAACAAGAAUAUCUACCAAAUAUUUAAAUGCCAAAUUGUUUUUCUUUGAUUUUUGAUUGUCUCCCUGCAGUACCGUUCCUGUGAUUUACUGUAAAUGUAAAUGUUUUGAUACUACCAAUGCUAAUACUAACUCUGCUCCUCUCAUUGUCCCCGGUGUUUUUAUUUCUCCUCCAGUAGAUCAUCUUGUUCCAUUUUAUUUUGUAAUAAUUUAACUGUCAAAUUAUUUUAUUGCCUUCUUUCAGGUUGGGGUUCCUCCCCUUUUUAAGCUGUUGUAUAUGUGAUUUUAAAAGUUUUAUAUACACUAGUUUAAGAUUUCAGAGGCAAAUAGUUUUGAAACUUUUUAUUUUGUAAGAGUUUCUAUUAUCUUUUAGACUUUUUUUGCUUUUUUAUUUAUGUUUUUUUGUUGUAGAAGGAUUGCUGAUGUGGUUUGGUGUUCAUCUCGUCGUUUAGGGGAUGUGAGCCGUGCCUCAUCUGCAGACCUGAGCUGAUUGGAGCAGGAAAUGUUUCAGAUUUAGCACACUCUGCUGAGCUUUCAGUGACACAAUUGGAAACUUUUAUUUUGAAAUCCAAGGUCCUGCAGCCUUUCAGUGAUAAAGACGUGAUGACGCUCAGAUUCAAGGACUGUCCACCUCCCAGAACCCAGAACUAAACAAAGAAAACACUGAUCAUGUUUGAACAAAGUAUCACUCAGUCCGGGGAGUGUCUCUGAUUGGAUUUGGACUUUUUUAAAAUCUGUCUUUAGUGGAUGAAUAAUGUCACUGUUUCUGCAGAGGGAGUGAUCCUGUCUCCAGGUGUUAAUCAGCUCUCAGGUCUGUCUGCUGAGCUCGGAGAGAGAAACGUUUGUUCUGCUGCUUUUUGUCACAAACACCACAUGUGAAUCACCAAUGGAGUGGAGAAGCCAAUGAAUCAUUGGUUUCUGCAGGUUCUGAUUUAUUAUUGGAAAUAAACUAUUUUUAUGCACAUUAA